This is a messenger RNA of Ornithodoros turicata, 11142 nucleotides long. RefSeq lists its product as uncharacterized. Gene Ontology annotation, biological process: regulation of DNA-templated transcription. NCBI's taxonomy places the organism in Eukaryota, Metazoa, Arthropoda, Arachnida, Ixodida, Argasidae. Gene Ontology annotation, molecular function: transcription factor binding; transcription coregulator activity. Bases 343 to 7239 code for a protein of 2298 amino acids. The record is from RefSeq and is a predicted model, not a curated record. Gene Ontology annotation, cellular component: nucleus. The transcript has 14 exons.
CCUUCCACAUAAGCAGGUUUCCCAUAAGCGUCGCUUCAGACUCCGCCCGGUGACCGAUGGAUCUCCGUCUCUUCACGUGAACACCAGUGAAACUCAAGAGUAAGGUGGGCCACGGGUCCGGCGUGGGAACAUCGAUGACGAUCGUAGCUGAAGUGUUCGGCGGAGCCAGGGCACGAUGAGCGCAGGGUCACAAAGACUGACACGUGAUCUACCUGGUGCUUGAAAGAAGUACUGAAGAAAAAGCAGGUAUUCGAUCAACCACCCGUCAGCACGUGCCAUCACAGCGAGGGCUCCCAGGGAGGUCACCUUCUUGCACACGGUUGUAACGCCCAAUAAGAGACGAUGACGACCGUUGGGAUACAUAAAUCAGCGCUGGAGCUUCACAAACUCCUUGAACGAGCAGUCCUUACGCCCUACUACGACAAAUUCAUCGAGAUAGGCGGGGACAAUGUGCAGCAGCUUCGUGAGUCCAGCGGACACGAUUUCCAGGAGUUGAUCAACAUGGUAGAUAUGGCCAGAAAGCCACCUCACGUCAAGAGGUUCAAGAAAGCACUGGCAGAGUGGAAACCAGACACAGUUUCAGCAACGUCCACUCCAGCGGAUGGGGCAGAAGGGGAGCUUCACAACCUACUUCGAGGAGCAGAUCUUCUCUCCUACCACGACAAGUUCAUGGAGAUAGGCGGGGACAAUGUUCAGCAGCUUUGUGACGCCAUGGGGGACAAUUUCCAGGAAGUGAUUGACCUUGUUGAUAUGGCCAGAAAGCCAUUUCACGUCAAGAGACUGAAGAAAGCACUGGGCCAGUGGACAGGACAGUCAGUCACGGUGGCGUCCAGUGCAGCCAACGAAUCAGAAGAGGAACUUCACGUAUUACUUCGACUAGCGGAUCUUCUCUCCUACCACGACGAGUUCAUCGAACUAGGCGCAGACAAUGUGCAGCAGCUUUGUGACUCAACCGACGAAGAGUUCCAGACACUCGCCGAGCACGUAGGCAUGGCCAGAAAGCCCCUUCACGUGAAAAGAUUGAAGAACGCACUCAAACAGUGGUCAGGCCAUGCAGCCGUAAUGACGUCCAUUCCUUCAAACGAGUCGGAGCGUGAAGUUCACGAACUGCUUCAGCGAGCGGAUCUCCUCGCCUACUACGACAAGUUCAUCGAGAAAGGCAUAGACAAUGUGCAGCAGCUUUUUGACUCGACGGCAGAAGAGUUGCAGGAGUUCAUGGAUCUUGUUGGCAUGUCCGGAUAUCCUUUUCAACUGAUGAGGUUCCAGAACGAACUGGAACAGUGGACAGGACACCCAGUCACAAUGACGUCCGUUCCGGCAACAAAACCGAGACUAUCGGAGAUUCACCACCUCCUUGAACCAGCGGGUCUCCUCUCUUACUGCGAGAAAUUCGAGGAAAUAGGCAUGGACAAUGUGCAGCAGCUUCGCGACUUGACUGACGAAAAGUUCCACGAGGUCAUCAACCGGGUAGACAUGGCCAUGAAGCCGUUUCAUGUAAAGAAACUCAAGAAGGUACUCAAAGAAUGGACGGGGCCCGCAGGAAUUUAUCUCUUCAUCUCCAAAGAUAUGGCUUCGACAUCUGAAUUUGAUCUCAACACGGAAAGGUCGUCACAGUGGGAAGGCAUCAGGAAGGAAAUGCACGAAGCCAUUGCGGAGGAAGACGAGGCUCGUGUUCUAAAGUUCCUGGAUGCCGUGCCUGCAUUGAAACUGUGGUUGGACCCUGUUAAAGAAAAAUCAGCUCGCUACAGAGCUGUUAAAAAGAAAGCCAUCCAUAUACAUGGCCUCUUAGUCUCGCGUGGAUGUGGACUCAAGAACGACAAAGAAGCAUCGUAUUAUCGAUAUCUGACAGGCGUUCAUCGAGCUGAAAUUCGACGGCAACGAUACUACACCAAAGAAUGCAAAGAAUCCUACAUCUAUUACUUGAAAAGCACAUCAGGGAGCGUCGGAUGUGAUGACUUCGAGGAGCGAUUGGAGAAGAUGUUCAGGGAACUUUCAACCGACCAAUUAAACGAGAAAAUAUUGAAAGUUGUUGCCACAGCACCGCAUCUGGAUAUACUAUUCGACUACAACAGUGAAAACGUUCAGGGGAUCACGGGGUGCAGCGGCAGCGGCGUCCGCGGACUUGCUCAUUACGAAAACCAAAGAAUUUAUAUCGGAGGCGGAGCAACGGAAGCUGAAGUCCGGGGCACGUUUAUUCACGAAUCUUGUCAUUUGGCACUUCAUCUGGUGUAUAAAAAUGACGGCAAGCCAUAUUUCCGCGAAGAUACCGAAAUGAAACGGAGAUACAGAGCCAUUCUGGAUGACAUAAAACGAAGAGAAAAUGAUGUGGAUCUCUUGAUCCGUCAAGCUUUUAUCGAAAAUGAAGAACAAGAAGCGAUUGUACGUAUCCCACACAAACUAACUCAAUAUGGCAACGAUCGUGGAAAUAGGGUUCUCGAAAAGGAGGUACCGGAACUACGAAAGUUUUUCGAGGAUACUGUCAUACCGGACAUGCAGAAAUACAUUCAAAAUGGAAUCCCAUCGAUAGAUGCGAGAAUGAUAGAAAGGGAAAACGCGAGACUCAACAAAGCUUUCAACAUUGACAAACUCAAUGUCAAUUUCGAGAACGAACUGAAGAACAGUGUCUGGGAAAACGGGUUGCUUCACGUAGUUACGGGCCCAGAACUGAGGCUUCUCGAAAUAAUGGUUCACAACGCUGUGCGAUCUACGGGACUUCCGUACAUGUUUUUCGAUGCAAAACAGCUGGACUCCGCACUGGAGGAUGUGUUACUAGACUACAAAUAUGCUUUUGCGCUUGUAACGGUCCAACAAAACAGAAAAGUCACAAAGAUGAUUAAGCUUUUCAGUGAAGUAUCCUGUGUCACGGGAUCAAAAGUCAUCUUGCUCGUGGAAGACAGUGGCAAAGACUACAUGAUGAAACAAGUGCAAGAAGAUGCAUUCUUUGGCGAGAGGCACAAAGUUCACAGGAUCGACGAAGCAAGCUUUGAGCACGUCACAUUAAGCUGCAAAAAACGAGUUUUCGAAAAUUCCCACCUAAAACUUCAGGGCCAAGAUGUUUCUACGUUUUCGGACGCAACGACUAUAGAUACCUUCUUACGUCGCGUUGACACUGCCGUUUUCCUAAAGCUAUGUGAGUCGGGGAACAUUGACCUGGGACCUCCUCUUCAUGAACUAGAAGAACGUGUUCAGAACUAUUAUGUGGAAAGGGAGUGUAGAAAAGCCGUGGAAAUUAACUUGAAAGAAUGCAAUCUAAAAGACGACAGUGAGGCAUUCGCAUUUCUGGGCUGUCCACACAAUCAGGUCGCAACACUUCUACCUCACGGUUGUAUGGCAAAGGCCAAGGAGGAAUUAACGAAGUUCGAGAAAUUCGUACUCCUCCAAGAGCCACGUGACUACGAAGCUCUCCUGGAAGAUGGUCAUUUCCGAAACAAAGUAGUGCACCUGCUAAAGUUCAACGAAUCACGUAAUAGACUCUUGUGGACGAAAUCGAAUGGUCGUCUCAGUCACCUUCCAAUGACGGGAAGUGAGAGUUACACCGAGGACGCCUUGUUAAACGUAAACGAGAAGGUUGUCAUAGUCUCUGGCGCACCUGGUAUGGGAAAGAGUGUGUUGGCAUCUCGGUUGUGUACACAGUUAAAAACUCAAGACAAGAAGCGGUGGGUGCUCUACGUCGACCUUCUUCAGAGAAUGGCAUCGGUUAAAACUGCGUCGCCUAGUCUAGCGGAUCUGUGCCAAGUACAAAGAGGUGGUCUGGAGUUCGUUUUGUUCGAAGAAAGCUUGAAGAAUGGUAGCCCUUUCGAGGUCGUUGUCACGUUGGAUGGCUUCGAUGAAGUCAAUGAGAAAUGUCGCAAGUAUGUGUUGGAACUUAUAUCGUUUCUAGCUAACAGAAAAGUUUACAAGCUGUACCUUUUUACUCGCACUGUGUUUAAACCUUAUGUACAAGAUGCCUUGCACACAGUGUCAUAUGAUCUCGUUCCUUUUUCUGAUGAAAACCAGAAUGAAUUCCUCACAAGAUAUAGGGCCCAAAGAGAAACUCCAGCGACCAGCAAUGAGGCAUUUGUGCAAAAAAUCCAGCAACUGUACGCGACAUUGAAGGAGAAAAACAAGACAAUCCUAGAAACCCCUCUCCUACUUCGUAUGAUGGCUGAGAUGGAGAGCGGGGAAAUUACCAAGUCGGACGAUUACUCUUCAUUGCUCAAAAUUGUUGACAUUUCCGGUGGGAGCAGUAUAUACACUGUACACAUCUACAAGACGUUUGUCGAGUACGAACACCUUGUGCACCGAAAAGAGAAGGUGAAGGAAGACAUCUACCGAAGUGCUGUGCGAGGGGACAACCAUGACGCGAAGUCUCCAUUCUACGUAAACCAUGGUCUCCUGGCUAUGAAGUGUAUAUUUCCUCAGGAUACCUUGGAAAUAUUAUUGAAUGAAGACGAAUUAGACCAGUUAGAUCCCGAAGGAAGUUUCAUCACCGGUGUUGAUUCUUUCAAAGAAGGUUUUGUGAAUAGAAUUAACGAAGGAGGAAUUCCCGAGUUCGUUCAUAAGACUUUCGCCGAAUUUUUCGCAGCUCACUACCUGUUGGAAACGGCAAAAGGAAGAAAAAGAUUGAGCUUUAGGAAAUAUGUCGUCGGAUUGUAUGGUGAAGCAGACUACGGGGCUGUAAUGAUGUUGUUCGAUGGACUGGCGUCGGCGUCCUACCCACUUCACUCUGCUGUGAUGAACAAUGAUGAUUCAUAUUUUGAGCAACGCGUUAUCGGAAUAGAGGAUAUGUUGAAUGUCGAUGAGCUCAAAAGGACGCCAUUGCACGUAGCAGCCCUGCAUUCUGAUAAAGCAACAUUGAAGAGGCUUCCAAUGGAUGAUGAACUAAUCAGGGAUGAUUUGUUUCGAAUGUCGCCGUUUGGGUACGCGGAGCUUAGUUGUCCAUGGGAGGAAAAAUACAAUGGAACGUGGCGGGCACUUCCUCUGACUCAGACUUCAGCUGCGAGAGACAGACUCGAUUUAUUGUGUGCUCGAUGCAGUGAGGAAGCAGUGAAACGCUCUACCGAAAAUUUGCGCUCAUGUGGAACCUUCGAGGAAAAGACACGUUUUCUCGAGCGAGCAAUAUUCACGGCUGUGAUACACGACCUACGAAGCGUUUUAGACGUGUACCUGACAUAUGUGUCCCCGAGAGAGAGUAUACGAGAACUUGACAGAGACAGCGUGGAGCAUUUAGAAUCACGCAAGAAACGAAGCUUGAGAUGUUCUGCAGAGUCUUCGGUAAUUAAAAACCUUGAUGAUUUUGUAGACCGGCUCAAUAGAACUGUCCCUUUUUACGCAAACUCCGAGGCUGUUUGUAAAAUGCUCCUUCCUUACUGCGAUAUGGAAAUUCGUGAUAUCUUGGGAAACACAAUGUUGCACAUUAGUGCGAAUGAAGGAAAUCUGGAGACAACAAAGUUUCAUCUCGCGCAUUCAUCUGUCAACGCCACAAAUGCAUACCUUCAAACUCCUUUGCAGUUGAGUGGAGACCCAGAGGUUGUGAAGUUACUUCUUACUGGUUCACCGUCAGCCAAUGCUCUCGAUGAUCGACAAGAAAUUCCAAUGGAUCGACGGAUCAUGUGGAGUUAUUUGGAGGCCGCUAUAUCGUUACUCCUUCGCAUUCAGUGGAACACAGUGCUUCAUGUGACUUCCGAGUUUGGUCCCCUUAACGCUGUGGUGGUUUUUCUACCCCACAUAAGAGCACAUGUGCUUAACUGCGACGGAAAAACGCACUUGGACGUUGCUUUGGAAGGUUUCAGUAACAUAAGUUCAAGGUUGGAUGUCGUGAGGUGUCUCAUCCCACACUCGCUCGUCAACUCACCCGAAACGAUUGGCUCCUCGCCAUUGUAUGUUUGGGCAGAGGGAGGUCAAAGGAAAGUGUUGCAAACUCUAUGGCCUUACUUGCGACACAGUGACCCUAAGCAUGCACAGAGGAUCAGCACAGACUCCGUCUGUGUGCGGGUGAAUAAGGAUUUCCAAGAAGAAGUUUGGUGUCUGAAACUCCUCCUCCUCCAAUUAGAUGUCGUCGCUGGUGAUCCUUAUAGCCGUAGACUGCUACAUGAUACGGUCGUACAGAAGCUAUGUUGCAUAGCAGAAGCAAAUUACAUGAAGCUGGUACUGCCGCAUUCAAAUCUGUGGGGGCCGGGUACAUGGUUAGCAGAAAAUGAUGACCUUGUUGCCUUAUUCCAGAGAUGGUCGGACAUGAAUAAUCCCGAUGAUCCGCGCUUUGACGAUGCCAAUACGCAAAUUCUUGAAGACGUUGGCAAUGCCAAGUUCCUAACUGGUGCACGGGAAGGUAAUGUGGAAGCUGUGGAACUUCACCUCUCACAUUCAUCCGUAUGCUUUACAGAUGAGUUAGAUAAUACUGCAUUGCACUUGAGCGCGUCGAACGGACACACAAAUGUGGUGAAGCUUCUGAUUCCUUUUUAUACACCAGUGGACGUGAUCAAUGUGCAUCGAGAAACGCCCAUGCAUGUCUGCGCCUCGAAUGGACACUUGGACGUUGUAAAGUUAUUAUUACCCCGCUCUCGAAUGAAUUCCUUUGACAUAGAUGGAGGUACACCUCUCCAUGUGGCCUGCGACGAAGGUGUCCUUGAUAUCGUGAACUUCCUUCUACCUCACUCAUUCGCCAGUAUGCGCGACUGCAAUGGCAAAACAUGCUGCUUUCGUUCUGCAGAAAAACAGAAGCUGAAAGUUCUGAGAUGCCUCAUUCCGCACUCUCUCGUUAACUGUCCUAAUAGUGAAGGCGAUUCACCGACGAAGCUAUGUGCAAAAUACCAUAAGAAAGAAGAGCUGAUGACAUUAUUGCCUUAUUCUUGGGAUUAUGAAGUUACUACUUUAUUGACGAGCAGCAUGUUUCUCGUGUAUGAGUGCGGGAUGGAUCUGGAAAGGAUGUUUUUGCUGAAGCUUGUGGUUCUUCACUCUGACGUCUGUGCAGUAGAUGUGUGUUAUCGUGAAAUACUCGACAUCAUUCGGGAGUCUUAUGCAAAGAGUAAGCCAAACCUGCUCCUAGGUGUAACCGAGGCUGAGAGAAUAGACAGAAGAACGCAAGUCUUGACCGAUAUCUCUGUCUUGUUUCCGCAUACAAAUAUUUCCGCUAAGGACGAUGAAGGCAAGGAACUAUUACAGAAAGUCCUCCAAAAUAAUCAGGAUCACGAAUUGGUUCGCUGUCUUCAGAAAUGGACCCGCUUGAAUGAUGUUUAUUCAUAUGAUGAUCACGAUUGUUGACAACGGUUGUGGUUAAGCACCAAGUGGCACCGAGCUGUCAAUGGACACGAGCUCUCAAGAUGACAUGAGAGUUUUAAGAGAGGUAUCAACGUUAGUACUGGCUCCGUACAUUCCUCCGAAAAUGCAAACGGCUGUACUAUAGCAGUGGGACUGGUGGCUUUUAGAAGUUGGUAAGUGUGUCUAAAACUGAAACAAUGCAUAGAAGUGAGAGAGAAGGCCAUAUACCGAGUCUAAAAAUUUAAGAUUUAAAAAUUAUGUGGGUCUAGAACCCUCAUUAUAUGCAUCUCAUUAACACCAGCUGAACCACAGAAAAACAGGACCACGCUAAGCCUAACGGCGUCGGAUGAGUUAUCUUGUGAAAAGUAUGAGGCAUGGGUUAGGUCAGGUAAGCGCAUUUUAGGUUGGUUAGGUCUGGUAAGGUUACGCAGAUUGGGAGAGGGUCUGUGGGAAGCCCCCACCCCCAGAUUGGGAGAGGGUCUGGGGGUGGGGCAAAAGUCUGAAGUGAAAGAGAAAAUCACUUUCAUAAUUGUCACAAAUAACAUGUUUUUCUUCUUAGCGUUGCGGAGUAGGUCUAGAAGGUGUUCCCGAAAUGUGCCAAUGCAUUUUUUUAGAGUUCCUAAUGUGUCUGGAUAUAUGGUUACCUACUACUUACUUAGGGUAAUAGUAUGCAGUUGCAUGUGACUAUAUUGAUAUAGCCAUAUCUCACCUAGAGUGGAGAUAAUUGUAAUAGAGAUUGAAUGCCAAUGUUGUGGAAUCAAUAUGUUGUUCUGUACUCUUCUAUGUGUUCACCUGCAAGCACGAGCGGACUCAAAUGAAAGCAAAUGUUUUUGACAUGUUGGAGCCUGUUUAUUUCAAGUUAUCUGAGAAGUAUCGCUGUAUUUGCUGCUGAAUUAUAUGUAAAAUAACUGUUGUAAUAACAAUUGAGAAGCGAUAUAAAUUUAUUACAUUGGUAUAAAUGUAAGACGUUCCAGAUUACUCUGUCAGUCAUGAUUACAGACCCCAGUGUAGAUGCAGAUUGCGGAUCAAAUCUCUUCGAUAUCAUCGACGUCUCUGCAGGAACCACGACCGUCUGAAAUUGGUAGUCACACAUUGGAUGUGUGUGUGUGAUUGAAUGACUGCAUGCAGUUGCUCAUGAAGUAAUGUGUCCACUUGGUGUUUUACGACGAGAUGCAGAAGCGUAGAAAAUCCAGCGAACAGGUAAGGAAAUGUGAAUUUAAGUGUCCCAGAAGGAGACUGUUUUUCGUCUGGGCUGUUCUUGUUCAUCGUGAGGAUAUGCAUAAUUAUUCGCCCCACUGACUUCCAUACUAACCUGGACUGCCCAAGCUGCGGAAAUCUCAUCUGACUGGAUGACUAUGACAGGCGACGUCACAACCGGUGAAUGUUUCAUCUGCUCGGCUUUCUCGGUAUCUCUGGGUGUUGUAGCUCGAGGGUUUAUUUCUACUGCGGAUUGCGCGAGUACCAUCUGGAAAUAACUUUUAAUGCCAAGAGAUGGGGCAUUGUCAAACCAGGAUGUAACAUUCAGAUUCUUUGCUUUAAUUUUGAUGGGACGGCAAGUUGCUCGUUCGAGUUUUUCGGUUUAAUUACUUUGCAGAAUGCCACGGUACGCCCACGUUCGGAGCAUGCACUUUUUUCACGGUGCCGGAUUUCAGUCUCAAGCGCUUUCGUUGUAACCUAAACUGUGGAAAGUAAGCUAGAAGCGUACGCAUCAGUUAACAGCAUCGGAGGAUCCAUAGCGAGGACAUUAGCCAUGACCUUUCCCUGGAUCGAAUGUCCCUGUAACGAUGUCAGUUUGCCAGAUUUAAUUUACCGAUUUUAUCGUUCCCAGGUAAAUUGAAGGUGUCCACUAGAAUGCACAGCUACCGAACUGUUUUACUGACCGUAUCAUCGUUACGUGUGGUGUGUCUUGUUGUUGUGUCCUGUUUUUCUGCUCUUUCCUUCCUAUCUGUCUGUGCCAACUUGUCGUCCCUCUUAGCAGGCAGACCGCCCUCUCUUUCUUUUUUUGGCACUCUUUGCCCUUUGUCGCCCUUGUGCCAUUAAACCCACAAUACCUCCCAUACUCUUUCUUCUUUCUUUCUUUCGUUAAACUAUACCCCCCCCCCCUCAGAAAAUCCCAUGGACCCGUCCCGUGGGUUCAGUCACUGUAUUAUUCUUAUACCACAUCGGGUAUCCCAUCCCUGUUCUCGUCAACAUGAGGUUUAGUUCGAUAUCUGUUUGUUUCCUUUAUCUCGUGUGUUGCUUAGUCCCACUCGAAGUGUACAUGGUCCACAAAGUGAUAGCAAUGUGGUGAAGUCAUAAACAUCAAUCCCCAAUAUACGUUACUGCGAAAUCCCGCGCUGGAAGAUUUGCUGUUAAUAACGAGCAAAGCGAAUGUGUGUACAGCGCGGUUGCGAAAGCCCUUGUUCUAAGCCUCAUUGCGUAGCUUACGUCGCCGUCAUUGUAGCGUGCAAACACAACUGUAAGACGUUGUUUAUGCAUUCUGUUCAGUUGGCACCGCUUUAUUAAGCGACUAAAAUAAAAGUAUCCUAGCCAGUUGUAAAGCUCCCUGUUGCACUGGGGCACGCUAUCAUCCUGUCAGCGUAUAACACGAAAGUACAUGUCUGGGCUACCUAUAGGCUGGAGUACCUUGACAUUUGUGAUUACAUGACUGAAGCGUGGUUAUUUUGUAACCAAACAUAUUCUUUUUUUUUUGCAAGAAUUAUACAAUCCUAAAAUUCGCGGUCACCCCCCCCCCCCCCCCCCCGCCGGCGCACUCCGUCACUAUACUCAGCCGCUAUGCGGGAAGCGGUCUUACAGGAUGUGAAUUCAGUAGGAGACAGCGUUUAUGCCAAUUAACAGCAAAACAGAAUAAAAAUUUUAAGAUGUUAUCGUCUAAUAGAGAAGAACACCAUGUAAAGAACCCCUGGAGACACGAAAGACGCUUGCACAAUAUAAACCUAGUGCACCCUGGCCAAAUGAAUUUUAAUGCAUUGCGCCUAUGGGGAUUCCGUCGAUUUUUGCACAUCGCCCAUGUUUAGACUACGAUUUUUCGACAACGGCAGUCAAAUUCCGGAAAUGUCAUCGCCUAUUUUCGUUCAGUAUGUUCUCCAGGCCACAUACCAACCACGGCACGAUGUGUCAGUGUUAAUCCUGAUGCACCCAGGGCCUUCAAAGUCUAAAGGAGUUCGAAAGGCGAACGGUAAUUUUUUCCUGAACUCGAAGGGGCUGACAGAACAGACAACUUUAUUUUGAGUGAGCAAUAUACAAAUUAUACCGUUUUGUAUUUUAUAUCGUUUUUAUAUUAAACUACAGUCGGACCUCGUUUUAUGAACCCUCGAUAUACGAAUUCCCUCAACUUACGAACGGCUCCACAGGGAACCAAACUUUUUCCGUGUAUUUUGACCUCGUUUUACGAACCCUCGAUAUCCGAACUAUGAACGGAUUAUUAGAUAACGGACCCAAAGUAGCCAAGCCAUUCUGACCUCGAUAUACCAACGAGCGUUAUGAACGUACAGAGGACAGGCCAAUGGACCGGAGGAUAAUGAAAGUUCCUCAAUACAUGCUGCCAAGGUCAAACAUACAAUGUCCCAACGCCACUACGUUCCACAAACAUGAUUCACCAUUUCCUGAAAGAAUAAUUCGGACGUUUACAGCCGAACGGUUGUGAGUUUGGAUCAGGUCUCCGAGAUGGAAACAUCUUGCCAUUCCAAAAGAAGGCGUUCAGUCCUGACAGCCGGGGACAAGGGUGAUAUUUGCCGUUGGAAGCAGUCUCAUCCGCGCGCGAUACGGUACUUUGAGGACCGGGUGGAUGAGUCAAGUGUCAGACUUCUGUCAUCUCUUCUAAACAGGAUAGACCCUGCAGAAAGUAUGGUGCAAAGCACAAUUACGCAGUAUUUUCAAAAAUAAAACUUAUUCAAAUCAAUUUCC